Molecule: messenger RNA, 998 nt
Organism: Sorex araneus (European shrew)
Lineage: Eukaryota; Metazoa; Chordata; Mammalia; Eulipotyphla; Soricidae
Gene: CFAP90
Product: cilia and flagella associated protein 90
Exons: 3
Coding region: 82-531 (149 amino acids)
Source: RefSeq, a predicted model, not a curated record
GUGGAAGGCGGCCCGCGGCGGCGGCUGCGGCGCAGGGCAGCCGGGCCGGACAGGCUGGAGGCCACGCGGAGCGCACAGGCCAUGGAGGACUCGGACGACGAGGAGGAGGUGACGGCGGACACGCUGCGGGGCAGGACGCGCCCGCCGCCCCUGGCCGCGCUCUCGGCCUUCAGCUACAUCCCGCCGCGGCGCCUGGACUCCAAGGAGCACAGUUACUACUCGCGCCAGGGCCAGCCAGGGCUGCUCUCCCUCUACGACAGCCUGUUCAAGACAGAGCCCGGCUACAACCAGCACCUGCACCGGGAUGACAGGGCGCACGCCAAGAGCCUGGGGCUGCACGUGAACGACGAGGAGCAGGAGCGCACGGUGGGGGUGCUGUCCUCCACCGUCUACGGGCAGCGCAUCAACCAGCUCCUGGAGCCGCCGAACCGCGACCACCGGCGCAUCAGGCACACCAAGGCCGACUUCUACCGCAAAAACGAGAUCCCGGGCCUGCGGGAACCGGGCUUCGGCCACGUGGAACCCGCCUGAGCGCAGGCCUGGCCGCGGCCCCGCAGGGUGUGGCCAGGGCCAGGGACCGCGCCAGCCCGGCCCCGGCCACGCCCCGGCCACGCCCCUCGGUGAAGGCCACGCCCCGUGCAGGCCCCCCAAGUCUGACCACGCCCUGUCUGGAAGGCCACGCCCCUCCCAGCCCUUGCUCUGGCCACGCCCCUGCCACGCCCCUUCACGGAAGGCCGCGCCCCACCCUGAUCUGGCCCCGCCCCAGACUCUUAGCCCCGCCCCUUCACUCCCCGCCCCUUGCAGACUGUGGCUUUAGGUUGUCCCCGCCCAGUCCCUGUCCUUCCUCAUCCCCCCUCCCCCACAGUAGUCUCAUCCAGAGGCGGUCGUGGGAGGGCCGGGGCAGAAGUGGCUCACCCCCAGCCCCCUUUGCGGAGAGGUGCUCCUGGUCUCCACCGGGAACCCUUCCUUGGCGACAAAUAAAGGGCUCUCUGUUUUCA